This is a messenger RNA of Lolium perenne, 1128 nucleotides long. Its product is annotated as MADS-box transcription factor 4. Gene Ontology annotation, cellular component: nucleus. Gene Ontology annotation, biological process: positive regulation of transcription by RNA polymerase II. Gene Ontology annotation, molecular function: protein dimerization activity; DNA-binding transcription factor activity; RNA polymerase II transcription regulatory region sequence-specific DNA binding. The record is from RefSeq and is a predicted model, not a curated record. NCBI's taxonomy places the organism in Eukaryota, Viridiplantae, Streptophyta, Magnoliopsida, Poales, Poaceae.
AGAGGAGCACGCGAGCAGUUUCCAUUUCCGGCCAUCCAACCCUGACGCAGUUCGAAAGCCCCCUCACCUCCAUUCCCUCCAUGGCGGCCACUCUCCUUUACUCCCCAUCCUCCCCCAACCAUGGCAUUGACACCCACAGGCCACCAUAAAGAUCCCCACCACCACGGCUUGCUGCUCCCAAGCGUCCAGAGGAGAGGAGAAGAGGGGUCGAGCCUUGGGUUUUCUUGUUCAGAGGAGGUCGAGAUGGGGCGCGGCAAGAUCGAGAUCAAGAGGAUCGAGAACUCGUCCAACCGGCAGGUGACCUUCGCCAAGCGCCGGGCCGGGCUACUGAAGAAGGCGCGCGAGAUCGGCGUGCUCUGCGACGCCGAGGUCGGCGUCGUCAUCUUCUCCAGCGCCGGCAAGCUCUACGACUUCUGGACGCCCAAGACCACGCUGCCGAGGAUUCUGGAAAAGUACCAGACCAACUCCGGGAAGAUACUGUGGGACGAGAAGCACAAGAGCAUCAGCGCAGAGAUCGACAGGGUGAAGAAGGAGAACGACAACAUGCAGAUCGAGCUCAGGCACAUGAAAGGAGAGGAUAUAAACUCCCUGCAGCCCAAGGAGCUGAUCGCCAUCGAGGAGGCGCUCCAGAACGGCCAGACCAACCUGAGGGAGAAGAUGAUGGAUCACUGGAAGAUGCACAGGAGGACUGAGAAGAUGCUGGAGGAGGAGCACAAGCUGCUGGUUUUGAGGAUGCACCAGCAGGAAGUCGAGCUGAGCGGCGGCAUGAGGGAGAUGGACCUCGGGUACCAGCAGAGUAGGGAUCUUGCUGCCCAGAUGCCAUUCACCUUCCGGGUGCAGCCCAGCCAUCCCAACUUGCAGGAAGACAAGUAGGCCACUGAACCCUACCAGGGGCUGUAUGUACUGAAGCUCCUUUACCUGCAGGCUGCAACUGAUAGCUUGCAUUUCCUUCCGCAACCUUAGAUGUAUCUUCCUUUUCAUGUCUGCCUUGUGAACUUAAUGCCAGUUAUCUCAGGGCACAUUGCUUUAACUAGCAGAGUUGCUGUCCAUGUCAAGAUGUUCCUAGAAUCCUGGUCUUAGGACUGAAUAAUGUGGAGCUUGGUAUCACAUGCUUGUUUAGUUGCUGCC